AUGAAGUACACUCUCGCCCUCUUCGCUCUCACCGGCGCCCUCGCCGCCCCCUCCGAGCGCCGCCAGCAGCCCAACGGUGGUGGCAGCGUUAUCCCGUCCACGAUCCGCCUUGAGGGCACGAACCUGUGCGUCCACGCCCACCAAUUCAUCAGCGAGGUCGUCGACAGCGUGAACCUGCAGAUGUGCCAGGUCACCGUCGAGGACAACGACAAGAACGGCGCCCCGAACGCCCCUGACCAGGGCUGGAUCAGCACCGAGCAGGGCACCGAGCAGGCGUCUUACCCCGGCUGGUGUCUCGGUGUCACUGGCAACGGUCAGGCCGCGAUCGCCCAGUGCGGUGUCGAGAGUGACGAGAUCCGCUCCUCCGACAUCGUCUUCAAUGGCCAGAACCUCUGCAUGGCCGGUACCCGCGAGUGCUUCGCUGUCCGGCAGUAUGAUGACACCGCCGGCAACCUCUUCCUCACCGACGACACGGGCAUCUUCGCCAACUUCGUCUUCCCCUACCUCGUCAAGUAA
Messenger RNA from Trichosporon asahii var. asahii CBS 2479, 516 nucleotides. RefSeq lists its product as uncharacterized. The transcript has a single exon. The coding region runs from base 1 to 516 and encodes 171 amino acids. Lineage: Eukaryota; Fungi; Basidiomycota; Tremellomycetes; Trichosporonales; Trichosporonaceae. The record is from RefSeq and is a predicted model, not a curated record.